GUUUGCCACGCCUACAAAAUGGCUUCCAAUUCAGAGCUAGUUGAAGGUGGACAGAGUAUACUGCCAGAAUUAGCAGCUAAAAGUUGGGAGAGAAGUGGCAUUCAUUACUCUACAUGCAUUGAAUUAAUCAUAAAAGAACUUUCAUCACUUAUUAUUAGAGAUGUCAUGUGUAAAAUAAGAACAAAUCAAAUUCCUAGCGAAACUGGAAUAAAGAUAUUACAUUCGAUUUCGGAACAAUCCAUAUCAUUGCUGACAAAAACAGCUGCACAGCCACUAAUAAUUGACUUGUUGCAUACGACACUAUUGCUUACUCAAGCACACAAUUCUCCAAUGAAUUCUCUCCUUUCUCUCAAUUUUUUAGAACAAUUAACAACUUUAAUAGUGAAAGACAUUCAUAGGGAGACGAGCUCUUUUAGCUUUGAUUUUAAAAUAUUACUUUGGCAGCUGCACUUUCCCGCCUAUGAAGCUACAUUGAUUGAGAUCUUGAAUAUUGCAAUAAAGGAGAAGGACAUUGAAGAUAAACUAGACCCCAUUAUAUCAGAGAUAAGAAAGGCUUGCUUCCAAUUUCAACAUUUCAAACUCUACACUGAUGACUUUUUCCAAUUUUCAAUUAGCAUAGCAAAAAAUCACCAACUCAUGGUGAAAAAACUACAACAAAGAUUAAAAUAGUUAGCAGCAAAAUGUUAAAA
This is a messenger RNA of Amphimedon queenslandica, 689 nucleotides long. RefSeq lists its product as uncharacterized. Bases 19 to 669 code for a protein of 216 amino acids. Lineage: Eukaryota; Metazoa; Porifera; Demospongiae; Haplosclerida; Niphatidae. The transcript has 9 exons. The record is from RefSeq and is a predicted model, not a curated record.